AUGAAGAAGAACUUUCCUUCUCACCCCAGUAUGAGGGUUCAUCAUUCCCAUGUACAGCAGGUCUUCCGAGGUGGGGCACUAGAGAGUGCAGAGUCCCUCGGUCCUAGAAGAACUAUUCUUACCCAGGUGAAAGCGAUGAGGAUCUCUCUAUUGGGAUCAAAUUUUAUGAUGUUCUCUACUUAUCUUGUUUCUUGGUAUGCAGGUGUUCCUGAUCUGGACUCACUUGAAUUGAUGAGGGUGGAACUAAUGACCCAAGCUGAGCCUAUGUCUUUUUUUGAGCUCAUGACACUAGACAAUCUGUUCUUAUUUAGUGCUGCAGCGGCUGAACAAGACUUUCCUUUUUUUCCUGAACCCGACUCUUUUUCUUCAGAGUCUGAUAAAAGUGAAGACAUUGGAGUUCCUUCGAAGAGGCGUAAGAGGGAUGGUUCUUCCUCCCCUACCUCCGAUUCUGGCCUGGGGGAAGUUCUAUUCUCCAUUACUGGGCAAAAGCUGAUGGAUCUUCUGUCAUCAGUUGAGAAGGAAAGGGAUGAGCUGAAAGAGGAGAACCUUCGUCUGAAGGAGGGGUCACUGAGUUGGAGAGACGACUAG
Messenger RNA from Ilex paraguariensis (yerba mate), 588 nucleotides. Lineage: Eukaryota; Viridiplantae; Streptophyta; Magnoliopsida; Aquifoliales; Aquifoliaceae. The record is from the annotation of a GenBank genome assembly.